UAAUUCGUUUUAAUUUCAAUAUUGACUUUUAAUCUGUGCAGAAGUGUUUUAUAGUCGGCAGAAUGCUUCAUUUUUCAAAUAUUUUUGCUGUGGCCUGUGUUUGUGUGUUGUUCGUCAUUUGUGGCCGGGUGCAAUGUGAGGCCGAUCUCCGCAGUGAUGACGAAUUGGUACAGCAUUACACCAAUGUUUACAAAAUCAAAGAAGAAAUGCAAAGAAUACAAAGUGGCGUGGAAAUUGUCAAGAAAAAAUUCCAGCAGCAGCUGAAAUUACUCCAAGAUCUCCGAACAGCCAAAGAGGCUGCAGCUACCAACAAAAACGAUGAGAUCUGUGAUCAAAUGUCGCGUUUUGUUGAGGCCACCAAACGCAAACAUCAAUCCUUUGAAACUCGACUGGCCCAGAAACUGGAUGAAAUUCAAGACGAACAAAAUGAGCUGUCAUUGAAUAUUUUAAAUCGCAAAAAUUGUGCCCCACCAAACCAUGUGUCCUCCAUUGCGGAAUCAUCAUCUACGGCUUCUCUAUCCGAAAUCUCAGAAAAGUUAAUGCAUUUCGAAAAACAAAUACAGCAAUUGGGGACUAAACAGGCAAAGCUACAGCAACAGCAGGUCGAACAAAUGAAUUUGAUCACGGAAAUUGUUGAAAAGUUGUUGCAGCAUACAGUGAAAUUUGAGAAAUUCGGAAAGGAGGUACCCACAGUUGUCAAGGAGGCAGUAUCAUCCUCGAAGGAUGUGUCGCGACCACAUCAUGCGGUGUUACCAAUCGAUUUUAUUUUGGGUAUGACACAAAAACAAAAUGAAAUUAAGAAAUAAAGAGAAUUGGAUUUGUAAAA
Messenger RNA from Musca domestica (house fly), 826 nucleotides. RefSeq lists its product as uncharacterized. The record is from RefSeq and is a predicted model, not a curated record. Lineage: Eukaryota; Metazoa; Arthropoda; Insecta; Diptera; Muscidae. The transcript has 2 exons. The coding region runs from base 63 to 806 and encodes 247 amino acids.